Messenger RNA from Rhineura floridana, 4800 nucleotides. RefSeq names its product neurogenic locus notch homolog protein 4-like. The transcript has 32 exons. Lineage: Eukaryota; Metazoa; Chordata; Lepidosauria; Squamata; Rhineuridae. The record is from RefSeq and is a predicted model, not a curated record. Bases 1 to 4800 code for a protein of 1599 amino acids.
AUGGGUCCUGACCUCCUGACAAUCACGAGGCUGGACUCCCCUUUGGCGGUCCUUGUCCUGCGGGGCACUACUGUCCGGCUGGUACAAGGCAGGCCAGGGAAAGGCCUUGCCCAGUUGGGACAUGGAACGAGCAGAAAGGAGGCCGGGAUUCCAGCUGGUGCCUUCCUUGUCCACCUGGAUUUUUCUGUAGCAGUCCAGGCCGUGUUUCCCCAACAGGUCCAUGUGCUCCAGGUUCCAGUGUUCCAAACCCAGACGGAGCUACCAACAUUGUACCUGUCCCUUGAGACCAGCUGCACAACAUGCCCACCUGGCCGUUACUGCCUCUCCGCUGGGCUCACAGCCCCCUCUGGGCCCUGCUCGGCUGGCUACUACUGCCUGCCUGGAGCCACCCUGCCUUCUCCCACAGGAAUGUACAACAAUCUCACUAGGCAAGCAAGUUGCUUCCCCUGCCCAGCUGGUUACUACUGCCUUGAAAAUACCACCAGCUUCAGUGGCUUCACAUGCCCACCUGGCUUCUACUGUCCUGAAGGAACCAGGUUUGCGACCGAGUUUCCCUGCCCCCGUGGUUAUUAUAACCCUGAUCCGAUGGCCCAGAGUCUGGACAGCUGCUUGCCCUGCCUCCCAGGGCACUACUGUGGGAAGGAAAACUUAACGGCUGUGUCUGGGAAGUGCGAAGCAGGUCUGUCUGCUCCGAGUGGGGAAUGUGCUGCUGGAUUUUAUUGCACAGGAGGAGCCUCUUCUCCCAAGCCACUGGAUGGGGUUACAGGAAACAUCUGCCCUCAAGGCACCUACUGCCCUGUGGGGUCUCCAGCACCCACCCUCUGCCCACCUGGCACCUUCUCAAACCUUCUAGGGCAAGGCUAUUACUGUGAUAACCGCCAGGGGCCUAUCAGUGACUUCACUCUCUACCCUUGCCCACGUGGCUAUUACUGCCCAGCGGGCACACAGUGGUCUGCACAGUACAGCUGCCCCAUGGGGACAUUUGGACCCAGGCAGAGGCUAAAGAAAAUCCAGGAAUGUCAAAGCUGCCCACCAGGAAAAUUUUGCUCAUCUCCUGGGCUGGCAGCUCCAACAGGGACCUACAGUUCUAACCAAGGGAUGAGCAGCCAUACAGACUGCAGAGUGUGUGACGGAGGGAAGUUCUGCCUGUACCACAAUUCAAGUGAUAUUACGGGGCAGUGUUGGGAAGGAUAUUACUGUACCCAGGGAUCAGAUCGGCCCAAUCCUGAGGCUCAGCUCAAUGGUCAUGCUGGCCCAUGUCCUUCAGGUCACUACUGUCCAAGGGGCACAGCUGUCCCCAAGCCGUGCCCUGUGGGGACAUUUGCUACUAGGACCAAGCUAAGCUCUGAGGCCGAGUGCUCCCCUUGCCUACCAGGGCACUACUGCAACGCCCCUGGUCUGGUAGCCCCGACAGGGCUGUGUGAAGAAGGAUCCUACUGCAUUCUGGGCGCCACAGUUCCCAACGCACCAGUUGUGGGCCAGAGUGGAGGCCCUUGCCCCAGAGGUUAUUUUUGCCCUCGGGGCACAGCUACUCCAUUGCCCUGCCCAGUGGGGUCGUAUAAUCCUUUAGAGAGACAAGCCACCUGCCUCCCCUGUCCUGGCGGGUAUUUUUGUCCCCAAAAUUCCUCCUCUUUGGCUGGGAGCAAAUGUCCAGUUGGCCAUUACUGCCCUUUGGCCUCUGUCUCAGCAACCCAGUUCCCAUGUCCCCAAGGGACUUACAAUGCAAAUACAGGAAUCAGCGAUGCCUCUUUCUGCAUAUCAUGUGAUCCAGGCCAUUACUGUGCCCUGCCGGGUCAGCCCCAUGUCACAGGUCCUUGCUCGGCAGGAUACUUCUGCACCACUGGGGCUUCCACCCCAACACCUACAAACAAACUGGCUGGAAAUAUAUGCCCAAAGGGGCAUUAUUGCCCAAAAGGAUCUGCCUUGCCCCGGCCCUGUCCCCAUGGUUUCUACAGCAACUCUACAGGAAACACCAAAAUUGAAGACUGCCUCCUGUGUCAUGCAGGAUAUUUUUGUGAUGGAACAGGGCUCACAUCCCCUACUGGUCUCUGUGCGCCUGGGUUCUACUGCAGUGAAGGAGCGGUUUCUUCAAGACCUGAGCUGAUCACAAGCAGAGGGGGACAGUGCCCACCUGGCCAUUACUGUGUGAUGGGGAGUGGAAGACCACAGCUGUGCCCAGCAGGAAGCUACAGCCCCUUCCGGGGCAUGGCCCAAUGUCUGGAAUGCCCAGAAGGUGUCUACUGUGAUGUUGGUUCUGCUAACUACACAAACUGCCCCGCAGGACACUUCUGCCCACGCAACACCAAGUUUGCCACUCAGUUCCCUUGUCCACGGGGGACCUACAGUGAGAUUCCGAACAUCAAGACUGUCUCUGAAUGCCAGCCAUGCCCUCCUGGAAAGUUUUGCUCCAAGCCAGGCUUGAUAAGCCCAGAUGGGAUAUGCAUGCCUGGAUGGUACUGCCCGCCUGGGUCAACAUCAGGCAAGCCGGCAUCCCCAGGAAACCACACUGGAUCUGCUACACAGGCUUCUGGUUUAAUCCGAAUGUGUCAAGCUGGAACAUUUUGUCCAGAGGGCUCUUCUGUUCCUAUCCCUUGCAGUCCAGGUUUUUACUGUGCCUCUUCAGAACUGGCUGCUCCAUCAGGCCCUUGUGAUGCAGGAUUCUACUGCACUGGGGCCUCCACUCUUCCCAACCCAACAGAUGGGGCAGUGGGAGAUAUUUGCCCCCGAGGCCAUGUCUGCCCCCAGGGAAGCUCUUCUCCCUUGCCAUGUCUUGCAGGCUCCUUUUUAGCCCACCGAGGGGGUACAUCACUGCAAAACUGCCGUCCCUGUGUGGCUGGUUGGUUCUGUUCUCUCCAAGGUCAAACUUCGCCGGAGGGUUUGUGCAUGGAAGGCUGGUUCUGCCCAGAGGGAUCAGUAUCUGACCAGAAUCCUGACUGCCUCUGUCCUCUUGGUCACUACUGUCCCACGGGCAGUCCGGAGCCCAAACCAUGCCCCCCUGGAAAAUAUCAGGAUGAAAUGGGCCAACGCCUGUGCAAAGCAUGUCCGGCAGGAAAGUUCUGUGACCCUGAUUUCCAAACACAGGAUCCCCAAGAUAACUCUCCAGGGGGUGUGGCCAAGCCACUUGACUGUCUGCCUGGAUACUACUGCCUCUUGGGGACAAAAACUGCCAGACAGUUCCCAUGCCCCGAUGGCACCUUCAGUAACCAGACAGGCCUGAGCAGCUCCAAGGAAUGCAAGCCCUGUCCUGGAGGCAAAUUCUGUGCAAAAGCAGGUCUUGUGACCCCUAGUGGCCCUUGUUUGCCCGGGUAUUACUGCACCCUGAAGGCACGGGUACCAAACCCUGUCCCAGAUGAAAGUGGAGACGUGUGCCCUGCAGGGCAUUUCUGCCCCUUGGGUAGCAGCAGCCCAACACCCUGCCCGAGUGGGACUCUUCUCCCCCAGUCUGGGAUGUUGUCCCACAAUGCCUGCUUGCCCUGCCCUGGAGGAAGUUUCUGCCAAGGAGAAGGGCUGUCCAGUGUUUCUGGAUUGUGCCAUGGCGGGUACUACUGUGAUAUGAUGUCCACACGCCCUGACCAGAAGCUCUGCCCCCCUGGAUUCUACUGCCCCAAAGGCACAGGGUCCCCACUUCCAUGCCCUGCAGGAAGCAUCAAUCCCCACAGCGGGAAAUGGGAUGCUACCGAUUGCAAACUCUGUCCAGCUGGGUAUUUCUGCAGUGGUCCAGGAAAGGCUGCUCCAGAAGGGGAGUGUUCCUCGGGUUACUAUUGCCCACCAGGACAAGCCUCGGCCACACCCACUUCCCACCGGUGCCCACGUGGAUUUUACUGCCUUCGGGGAUCCGUGGCUCCAGUGGCUUGCCAGAAAGGAACCUACCAGUCAGAGGAAGGGAACGAGUCAUGUGAUCUUUGCCCAGCAGGCUUCUUCUGUGAACCAUCCAACAAAAGUGCUGCUAUCCAGGCACCCAAGCCGUGCCCUCCUGGGCAUGUUUGCCCCCCUGGCACUACAUCUGGCACAGAACACCCCUGCUCCAGAGGUACAUAUGGACCCAAAGCUGGUGCUGCUGAAGAAUCUGACUGUGAGCCCUGCCCAGCUGGAAUGUAUUGCUCAUCUCCUGGACUGUCCCAACCAACUGGUCUUUGUCAUCAAGGCUACUAUUGCACUAGGGGAGCAGUCAACCCGACCCCCAUUAGGCACCGGGUGGAUUCUGUCAGCUUUCUCCUGACCGGGAAUGACAUUUGCCCACCUGGGCAUUUCUGCCCAAAUGGGACUGGAUAUCCCACCCCCUGCCCAUCUGGCUCCUUCUCCUCUUCUCUGGGUUUGAAGGCAGAAAGAGAGUGCCAGCCUUGCCCAGCAGGACUGUAUUGCAGCCACUCAGGGAUGUAUGAUCUGUCCCAGAUGGCGCCGUGUAAUGAAGGGUAUGUUUGCCUUGAGGGGAACUCUGCUCCUUGCCCCAGUGAUGGGAUCCAUGGGUACAGAUGCCCUAGAGGAUUCCACUGUCCUGAGGGCACUGGGCUGGAGAUUCCUUGUGAGCCUGGCAUGUUUAGUCCCAUGGUUGGGGCCAGCACCUGCCUCCCUUGCCCAGCUGGUACAACCUGCAGGUACGCUGCCACUGUGGAGCCACUCAGCUGCCCCAGAGGUUACUACUGUCCACCCAGGACUGCCAUCCCCUUGCCAUGUCCUGCUGGGACUCUGAGCACCCUGGAGGGGGCGGUCUCCUUCAAUGCAUGCAAGCCAUGCCCAGUUGGGAGGUACUGCAGUGGAAAUGCUAAUUGGGAACCUGAUGUGCACAAAGCACCCCUUUAG